Molecule: messenger RNA, 10814 nt
Organism: Lagopus leucura (white-tailed ptarmigan)
Lineage: Eukaryota; Metazoa; Chordata; Aves; Galliformes; Phasianidae
Gene: USP34
Product: ubiquitin specific peptidase 34
Exons: 74
Coding region: 87-10157 (3356 amino acids)
Biological process (GO): protein deubiquitination
Cellular component (GO): cytosol; nucleus
Molecular function (GO): cysteine-type endopeptidase activity; cysteine-type deubiquitinase activity
Source: RefSeq, a predicted model, not a curated record
CCCAUCAAUCACCGAUCGGCGGCCCCGCGCGGAUCAAUCAAUGGUUGGGAGGAGGCGGUGGCGGCGGCUGCUGCUGUUAAUGAACAAUGUGUGAGAGCUGCGCCGAGCUGCUGGAGGUGUUAAACGAGAUAUCUGAUGUUGAAGGUGCUGAUGGAUUGCAGCUCAGAAAGGAACAUGUGCUCAAGAUAUUUGCUUAUAUCAAUUCCUGGACACAAAGGCAAUGUCUGUGCUGUUUCAAGGAAUAUAAACAUUUGGAGAUCUUUAACCAAGUAGUAUGCGCGCUUAUUAACUUGGUGAUUGCUGAAGUUCAAGCUCUGCGGGACCAGCUCUGUAAACAUUGCACUAUUAAUAUAGAUUCAACAUGGCAAGAUCAUAGUAAUUGUGCUGAUGAACCCCUGAAUGUAGAAAGAGACUCUCAUGACGAAGAAGAUAGAGAACGGCAAAGAUCUAUAGAGAAAAAAAUAGAUUCUGCAAGAACUUGUAUCCUGACUGAGGAGUCAUCUACGAAGAGCAUUGAUGGUUUUAGCUGGAGCACUGAUGAGAAGGAGAAGUUGUUGCUGUGUGUGGCAAAAAUCUUUCAGAUUCAGUUUCCUUUGUACACUGCUUAUAAGCAUAAUACUCAUCCUACAAUAGAGGAUAUUUCUGCUCAAGAAAGCAAUAUACUAGGAGCAUUCUGUGACAUGAAUGAUGUAGAAGUACCACUGCACUUGCUUCGUUAUGUUUGUCUGUUUUGUGGAAAAAAUGGCCUUUCCCUCAUGAAGGAUUGCUUUGAAUAUGGAACUCCUGAGACACUGCCAUUUCUUAUAGCACAUGCAUUUAUCACAGUGGUGUCUAACAUCAGAAUAUGGCUACACAUCCCUGCUGUCAUGCAGCACAUUAUACCCUUUAGGACUUACGUUAUCAGGUAUUUAUGUAAACUAUCAGACCAGGAGUUACGACAGAGUGCAGCCCGGAACAUGGCAGAUUUAAUGUGGAGCACAGUUAAAGAGCCACUGGAUACUGCUUUGUGCUUUGAUAAAGAAAGUCUUGAUCUUGCGUUUAAAUACUUUAUGUCUCCAACUCUAACAAUGAGAUUGGCUGGGCUGAGUCAAAUAACAAAUCAACUUCAUACCUUCAAUGAUGUCUGUAAUAAUGAGUCAUUAGUUUCAGACACAGAAACGUCAAUUGCAAAAGAGCUUGCAGACUGGCUUAUCAACAACAAUGUAGUUGAACACAUUUUUGGACCAAACAUACACAUUGAGAUCAUCAAACAGUGCCAAGUGAUUCUGAAUUUCCUUGCAGCCGAAGGGAGACUUAGUACUCAACAUAUAGACUGUAUUUGGGCUGCAGCACAGCUGAAGCAUUGCAGUCGUUACAUACACGAUUUGUUCCCUUCUUUGAUCAAAAACUUGGACCCUGUCCCACUUAGGCAUCUCCUUAACCUAGUCUCGACUCUUCAUCCAAGCGCUCACACUGAACAGACAUUGUAUUUGGCAUCAAUGCUUAUAAAAGCACUGUGGAACAAUGCACUAGCAGCUAAAGCUCAGCUGUCAAAACAAAGCUCUUUUGCAUCUUUACUCAGUACUAAUCUACCAAUAGGAAACAAAAAAGAGGAGGAUCUCAGAAGAGCAGCCCCUUCGCCUUGGUCACCAGCAGCUAGCCCUCAAAGUAGUGACAACAGCGACACCCAUCAGAGUGGAGGUAGUGAUAUUGAAAUGGAGGAGCAGCUUAUUAACAGAACAAAACAUGUACAACAGCGACUUUCAGAUACAGAGGAAUCCAUGCAAGGAAGCUCUGAUGAGACAGCAAACAGCGGUGAGGAUGGCAGUAGUGGCCCUGGUAGUAGCAGUGGCCACAGUGAUGGAUCCAGUAAUGAGGCCAACUCCAGUCAUGCAAGUCAGUCUGCUGAAAGCCCUGGCAGCGAAGUGCAGUCUGAAGACAUUGCAGAUAUUGAAGCUCUCAAAGAGGAGGAGGAUGAAGAAGAAGAGGAUAGGAAUCAUAAUCCCCAGAAAAACAGUAGGAGCACAGAUAUACGAAGCAGGAAACUGGAAUCACAAACAGACAUUUGUCUGGGAGAUUCACAGGGGGCAUCGGAGAGGAACAGUACAAAUAAUGGGACAGGAAAGGACCAUGUUUUUAAUGCUGACUCUGUAACUCCUGUGGAUAAUCGAAUUAGAAUACUGGAUGCCUGUUCCCAUGCUGAGGAUGCAGACCAUGACAUGACAGGGGAAAUGAGCGCUGCUCGCAUUUCGCAAGGGUCUCAAGAUUCUUGUAUAACACAUACAGGAGACUUCCUUGGAGAAACUAUUGGAAAUGAAUUAUUUAACUGUCGACAGUUCAUUGGUCCCCAGCAUCACCACCAUCAUCACCAUCACCAUCAUCAUCAUGACGGGCAUAUGGUUGAUGAUAUGCUCAGUGCAGAUGAUGUCAGUUGCAGUAGUUCUCAAGUCAGUGCAAAAUCAGAGAAAAAUAUGGCUGACUUUGAUGGGGAAGAAUCUGGCUGUGAAGAAGAGCUUGUACAGAUUAAUUCACAUGCAGAGCUAACAUCUCAUCUUCAGCAGCAUCUUCCCAACCUGGCCUCUAUCUAUCAUGAACAUCUUAGUCAAGGACCAGCAGUUCAUAAACAUCAAUAUAAUAGCAGUGCAGUGACGGACAUUAAUUUGGAUAAUGUUUGUAAGAAAGGAAAUACCCUUUUGUGGGAUCUGGUCCAGGAUGAAGAUGCAAUUCAUCUUUCGGAAGGGUUAAUAAAUGAAGCAGAGAAGCUGCUCUGUUCUUUAGUAUGCUGGUUCACUGACAGACAGAUUCGAAUGAGAUUUAUUGAAGGCUGCUUAGAAAAUUUAGCAAACAACAGAUCAGUAGUAGUUUCACUUCGUCUUCUUCCAAAGUUAUUUGGUACGUUUCAGCAGUUUGGGAGCAGUUACGAUACACACUGGAUAACAAUGUGGGCAGAAAAGGAACUUAACAUGAUGAAACUUUUCUUUGAUAAUUUGGUACACUACAUCCAGGCAGUCAGGGAGGGACGACAUAAAUAUGCAUUAUACAGCCACAGUGCAGAAGUUCAAGUUCGUCUUCAGUUCUUGACUUGUGUGUUUUCAACUCUAGGAUCACCAGAUCAUUUCAGGUUGAGUUUAGAACAAGUGGACAUAUUGUGGCACUGCUUAGUUGAAGAUUCUGAAUGUUACGAUGAUGCACUACACUGGUUCUUGAAUCAAGUACGAAGUAAAGAUCAGCAUGCUAUGGGUAUGGAAACUUACAAACAUCUUUUCUUGGAAAAGAUGCCACAGCUAAAACCUGAAACUAUUAGUAUGACUGGACUGAAUCUCUUCCAGCAUUUGUGCAAUUUGGCUCGAUUGGCUACUAGUACAUAUGAUGGUGGCUCAAACUCAGAGUUGUGUGGCAUGGACCAGUUCUGGGGUAUUGCUCUAAGAGCACAGUCUGGUGAUGUCAGUCGAGCAGCUAUCCAGUACAUCAACUCCUAUUAUAUCAACGGUAAAACUGGGCUUGAAAAAGAGCAGGAAUUUAUUAGUAAAUGUAUGGAAAGUCUGAUGAUAGCUUCUAGUAAUCUUGAACAAGACUCUCAUUCAAGUCUGACAAUUAUUGAAAGAGGACUCUUGAUGCUAAAGACACAUCUGGAAGCUUUUAGGAGAAGGUUUGCGUAUCAUCUGAGACAGUGGCAGAUUGAAGGUACUGGCAUCAGCAGUCAUUUGAAAGCACUGAGUGACAAACAGUCCCUACCAUUAAGAAUUGUAUGUCAGCCAGCUGGACUUCCUGACAAGAUGACUAUAGAAAUGUAUCCUAGUGAUCAAGUGGCAGAUCUACGAGCUGAAGUCACCCACUGGUACGAAAAUUUGCAGAAAGAGCAGAUAAAUCAACAAGCACAGCUUCAGGAGUUUGGCCAAAGCAGUCGAAAAGGGGAUUUUCCCGGUGGCCUCAUGGGACCUGUGAGAAUGAUCUCGUCUGGGCAUGAGCUGACAACUGAUUAUGAUGAAAAAACUCUUCAUGAAUUGGGUUUUAAGGAUAUGCAGAUGGUAUUUGUAUCCCUGGGAGCACCAAGGAGAGAACGUAAAGGUGAUGGCGUUCAGCUUCCAGCGUCUUGCCUACCUCCUCCUCAAAAGGACAACAUUCCAAUGCUUUUACUCUUGCAAGAGCCUCAUCUUACCACGCUUUUUGAUCUGUUGGAGAUGCUAGCCUCCUUUAAACCUCCCUCUGGAGAAACAUCUAUGGAAGACAAUGAGAGUGCAAAAUGUGAAGAGCUCCAUCUCCACGCAGAAAACUUAUCCAGACGUGUUUGGGAACUGUUAAUGCUUCUACCAACAUGCCCUAAUAUGUUGCAGGCAUUCCAGAAUAUUUCAGAUGAACAGGGUAAUGAUGGCUUUAGCUGGAAGGAUCUUUUGCGAAUAAAAAGUGCCCAUAAACUUUUGUAUGCCUUGGAAAUUAUUGAAGCUCUGGGAAAGCCCAACAGAAGAAUAAGACGUGAAUCUACGGGAAGUUAUAGUGAUCUUUAUCCAGACUCAGAUGAUUCAAGUGAAGAUCAAAUAGAAAAUAGUAAAAACACAUGGAGCUGCAAGUUUGUUGCUGCUGGAGGACUCCAACAAUUACUAGAAAUUUUUAAUUCUGGUAUCUUAGAACCUAAAGAACGGGAGUCGUGGACUGUGUGGCAACUGGACUGCCUUGCUUGCUUGCUGAAGCUGAUAUGCCAGUUUGCAGUUGAUCCUUCAGAUCUGGAUUUAGCUUACCAUGAUGUCUUUGCCUGGUCUGGUGUAGCAGAGAGUCACAGAAAAAGAACAUGGCCUGGCAAAUCAAGGAAGGCUGCAAGUGACCAUGUGAAGGGUCUUCACAUACCUCGCUUAACAGAGGUGUUUCUUGUACUUGUCCAGGGAACCAGUCUGAUUCAACGACUUAUGUCAGUUGCUUAUACGUAUGACAACUUGGCACCCAGGGUGUUGAAAGCUCAGUCAGAUCACAGAUCAAGACAUGAAGUCACACAUUAUUCAAUGUGGCUCUUGGUGAGUUGGGCUCACUGCUGUUCCUCAGUGAAAUCAAGUCUGGCAGACAGUGAUUAUUUGCAAGACUGGCUAAAGAAACUUACCCUUCUUAUUCCAGAGACUGCUGUUCGUCAUGAGUCAUGCAAUGGUUUAUACAAGUUAUCUCUUUCUGGUCUCGAUGGAGGAGACUCAAUUAAUCGGUCUUUUCUGCUGCUGGCUGCAUCAACGUUAUUAAAAUUUCUUCCUGAUGCUCAAUCUCUGAAACCUAUCCAGAUAACUUUGUUGUCUAUGAGAUGUACACUGACAUUUGUAUGCAUGUGUUUGGUAUAUCUGUGUAAUGUGAAAGUACGAGGAUUUGUGGUUGAUUUGUUUAAUAUUUUUUUUUACCUAAAGGAAAGUGAAUGUAAAGCAUAUAAUCCACGGCCUUUUUGUAAAACUUAUACCAUGGAUAAGCAGCCACUGAACACUGGAGAGCAAAAAGAUAUGACUGAAUUCUUCACUGACCUGAUCACAAAAAUAGAAGAGAUGUCUCCAGAACUGAAAAACACAGUGAAAAGUUUGUUUGGAGGUGUUAUCACAAACAAUGUUGUUUCCUUGGACUGUGAACAUGUAAGCCAGACUGCUGAAGAGUUCUAUACAGUAAGAUGCCAGGUAGCAGAUAUGAAGAAUAUUUACGAAUCUCUUGAUGAAGUAACUAUUAAAGAUACCUUGGAAGGUGAUAACAUGUAUACCUGUUCUCAUUGUGGGAAAAAAGUGCGGGCUGAAAAAAGGGCAUGUUUUAAGAAACUACCUCGUAUCUUAAGCUUCAACACUAUGAGAUAUACAUUUAAUAUGGUAACUAUGAUGAAGGAGAAAGUGAACACUCAUUUUUCAUUCCCUCUGCGUUUGGAUAUGACACCUUAUACUGAAGAUUUCCUCAUGGGAAAAAAUGACAGGAAAGAAGGUUUUAAGGAAGACGGUGAAUAUUUGAAAGAAACAGAGAGUUAUGAGUAUGAUCUCAUCGGUGUAACAGUUCAUACAGGAACAGCAGAUGGUGGACAUUAUUACAGUUUCAUCAGAGAUAUAGUAAAUCCCCAUGCUUACAAAAACAACAAAUGGUAUCUUUUCAACGAUGCUGAAGUAAAACCAUUUGAUUCAACACAGCUUGCCUCAGAAUGUUUUGGUGGAGAAAUGACUACAAAAACAUAUGAUUCUGUUACUGAUAAAUUUAUGGACUUCUCCUUUGAAAAGACACACAGUGCUUACAUGCUGUUUUACAAACGGAUGGAGCUGGAAGAGGAAAAUGGCAAAGACUACGAAUUUGAUGUUUCUUCGGAAUUGCUGGAGUGGAUAUGGCAUGAUAACAUGCAGUUUCUUCAAGACAAGAACAUUUUUGAACAUACAUAUUUUGGGUUUAUGUGGCAUUUGUGUAGUAGCAUCCCAAGCACGCUACCAGAUCCAAAAGCAGUUUCCCUGAUGACAGCAAAGUUAAGCACUUCUUUUGUACUAGAGACAUUUAUUCAUUCAAAGGAAAAGCCUACAAUGCUUCAGUGGAUUGAGCUUUUAACAAAGCAGUUUAAUAACAGUCAGGCAGCUUGUGAAUGGUUUUUGGAUCGUAUGGCAGAUGAUGAUUGGUGGCCAAUGCAGAUUCUAAUAAAGUGUCCCAAUCAGAUUGUGAGACAGAUGUUCCAGCGUUUGUGCAUUCAUGUGAUACAGAGACUGAGACCAGUGCAUGCACAUCUUUAUCUUCAGCCAGGGGUGGAAGACUGUUCGGAUGACAUGGAUGGUCCUGUGGAAGACAUCGGCAGUCGCUCUUGUGUGACACGUUUUGUGAAGACACUCUUGUCUAUUAUGGAGCAUGGCGUUAAGCCACACAGUAAACAUCUCACAGAAUACUUUGCCUUUCUUUAUGAAUUUGCCAAAAUGGGUGAAGAGGAAAGCCAGUUCUUGCUUUCACUGCAAGCCAUAUCAACAAUGGUUCACUUCUACAUGGGAACUAAAGGACCUGAAAAUCCACAGGUUGAAGUACUUUCUGAGGAAGAAGGGGAGGAGGAGGAGGAGGAGGAAGAUAUACUUUCUUUAGCAGAAGAAAAAUAUAGGCCUGCUGCUCUUGAGAAGAUGAUUGCUCUGAUUGCUCUCCUAGUUGAACAGUCUCGCUCUGAAAGGCAUUUGACUUUAUCACAGAAUGACAUGGCAGCAUUAACAGGAGGAAAGGGAUUUCCUUUUUUGUUUCAACAUAUCCGUGAUGGUAUCAACAUCAGGCAAACUUGCAAUCUGAUCUUCAGUUUGUGUCGGUACAAUAAUAGACUUGCAGAACAUAUUGUGUCCAUGCUUUUCACAUCAAUAGCAAAGUUGACUCCUGAGGCAGCCAAUCCUUUUUUCAAAUUGUUGACUAUGCUAAUGGAAUUUGCUGGUGGACCCCCAGGAAUGCCACCUUUUGCUUCUUACAUUCUGCAGAGGAUUUGGGAGGUCAUUGAAUACAACCCAUCUCAGUGCCUGGAUUGGCUGGCUGUGCAAACGCCUCGAAAUAAACUAGCGCACAGCUGGGUGCUACAAAACAUGGAAAACUGGGUUGAACGUUUUCUUCUGGCACAUAACUAUCCUAGAGUGAGAACUUCUGCAGCCUAUCUCUUGGUGUCGCUUAUUCCAAGCAAUUCCUUCCGUCAGAUGUUCCGAUCAACCCGCUCUUUGCACAUCCCUACACGUGAUCUGCCUCUUAGUCCAGAUACUACAGUAGUUCUUCAUCAAGUCUACAACGUGCUUCUUGGCCUUCUUUCGAGAGCUAAGUUAUAUGUUGAUGCUGCUGUUCAUGGCACAACAAAACUUGUGCCCUACUUCAGUUUUAUGACAUACUGCUUGAUCUCAAAAACUGAGAAACUCAUGUUUUCUACUUACUUCAUGGACUUAUGGAACCUUUUCCAGCCUAAACUUUCUGAGCCAGCUAUAGCCACCAACCACAAUAAACAGGCUUUGUUGUCUUUUUGGUAUAACGUCUGUGUUGACUGUCCAGAGAACGUGCGCCUUAUUGUACAGAACCCUGUGGUGACAAAGAACAUUGCCUUCAAUUACAUCCUUGCUGACCACGAUGAUCAGGAUGUAGUGCUCUUCAACCGUGGGAUGCUGCCUGCCUACUAUGGCAUCCUGCGUCUCUGCUGUGAGCAGUCCCCUGCGUUCACGAGGCAGUUGGCUUCUCACCAGAACAUCCAGUGGGCCUUCAAGAAUCUCACGCCACAUGCCAGUCAGUACCCAGGAGCAGUAGAAGAACUGUUUAACCUCAUGCAACUUUUUGUAGCUCAGAGACCAGACAUGAGAGAGGAAGAGAUAGAAGACAUAAAGCAGUUUAAGAAAACCACCAUAAGCUGUUAUCUGCGCUGCUUGGAUGGACGAUCUUGUUGGACUACUUUAAUAAGUGCCUUCAGAAUAUUAUUGGAGUCUGAUGAAGACAGGCUUCUUGUUGUGUUUAACAGAGGAUUGAUUCUGAUGACUGAGUCAUUUAACACAUUACACAUGAUGUACCAUGAGGCUACCGCUUGCCACGUGACUGGAGACCUGGUAGAACUUCUGUCUAUAUUCCUUUCAGUUCUUAAAUCGACACGUCCGUAUCUUCAAAGAAAAGAUGUGAAGCAAGCUCUCAUUCAGUGGCAGGAGCGAAUUGAAUUUGCCCAUAAACUUCUAACUUUGCUGAAUUCCUACAGUCCUCCGGAACUUAGAAAUGCUUGUAUUGAUGUCCUCAAGGAGCUUGUACUUUUAAGUCCUCAUGAUUUCCUACAUACUCUGGUUCCAUUUCUACAGCACAAUCAUUGUACAUACCACCACAGUAAUAUCCCAAUGUCUCUUGGACCUUACUUUCCAUGUCGUGAAAACUUGAAAUUAAUAGGGGGAAAAAGCAAUAUUCGUCCUCCACGUCCCGAACUCAAUAUGUGCCUCCUGCCUACUAUGGUAGAAGCCAGCAAGGGAAAAGAUGAUGUUUAUGAUCGUAUGCUGCUAGACUACUUCUUUUCUUAUCAUCAGUUCAUCCAUCUACUGUGCCGAGUUGCAAUCAGCUGUGAAAAGUUUACUGAAACAUUAGUUAAAAUGAGUGUUCUUGUUGCAUAUGAAGGUUUACCACUUCAUCUUGCAUUGUUCCCCAAGCUUUGGACUGAGCUUUGUCAGACUCAGUCUGCAAUGUCAAAGAACAGUGUAAAGCUCCUCUGUGAAGAUCCAGUUUUUGCAGAAUAUAUAAAAUGUAUUUUAAUGGAUGAAAGGACCUUUCUUAACAACAACAUUGUGUACACCUUUUUGACGCAUUUUCUUCUGAAGGUCCAAGGGCAGGUGUUUUCUGAAGCAAACUGUGCCAAUUUAAUCAAUACUCUAAUUACAAAUCUAAUAAAUCAGUAUCAAAGCCUAGAAUCUGAUUUCAGCAGCCAGAGAGUUGAAAUCUCCAAAGCAAGCUCUGCUUUAAAUGGGGACCUCCGAGCACUUGCCUUGCUGCUCUCAGUGCAUACUCCUAAACAGCUCAAUUCAGCCCUGAUUCCGACUUUACAAGAACUUUUAAACAAGUGUAGAGCAUGUCAACAACAGAGGAAUUCACUACAAGAACAAGAAGCCAAAGAAAGAAAAAUUAAAGAUGAUGAAGAGGCUACUCCUGUAAAAAGAAGACGGGUCAGCAGUGAUGAGGAGCACACCGUAGACAGUUGUAUCAGUGAUAUAAAAACUGAACCCCAGGAAGCACUGACCCCAACAAGCACUUCAGAUAAUGAGACACGGGACUCUUCGAUCAUUGAUCCAGGCACUGAACAAGAUCUUCCUUCCCCUGAAAAUAAUUCUGUCAAAGAGUACAGAAUGGAAGUUCCAUCUUCAUUUUCAGAAGACAUAAUGCUGACAAUGAGGUCACAACAUACAGAAGAGCAGUCAGGAAACGGUAAAUUUCAAGAAUGCAAAGAAUUUAAAGACCAGACUUCCAAGGAUUCCGCUGUAGCAGAGGAGGACUCAGAGUUUCCUUCCACAUCGAUUUCAGCAGUUUUAUCUGACCUCGCAGAUUUGAGAGGCUGUGAUAGUCAAGCCUUAUCAUCCCAGGACCCUGAAACUAGUUUAUCAAUCACUUGUGGCCAUUCCAGAGGACUUUUUAGUCUUAUGCAGCAGCAUGACAUUUUAGACAUCCUGUGUAGGACCAUUGAGUCUACAAUUCAUGUGGUUGCAAGGAUAUCUGGAAAAGGAAAUCAAGCUGCUUCUUGACAUUAGAUGAAGCAUGUCUGCUUCUUUUUUUUCCUUCCCUCCCCCAAAAAUGCUGUUGCCUAAGUUUUGCUUAUUUCUGUUCUGUGCUUCAGUUUGUCCAGUGCUCUCUGCUUGAAUGGCAAGAUAGACUUAUAUGCUUAAUUCUUGGUCAGGCAGAUCUCCAGUUUUAUUUUUUGUUUGUUUUUGGAUUUCUUUUUUGCAUCUACCAUACACUUUCUUAAAGGGCAAUCAGAUAAUGGAUAUGUUUUAUGUAAUUAAAAAUUCACUGUAGUGGCUUUCAUUUAAUAUGGCUGUCUGGGAGAACAGGGCCUCCUUGCCCUGUAUGAUGUAAUUUAAACUUAUGGCAUUUUUACUGUGUAUAAUAUGGUGUCCUCUGUGCCAGUUUUGUACCUUAUAAUAGAGGCAGAUUGCCUCAGAUCGCUGUGGUUCUUAUUAUCAAAAUUAAGUUUACUUGUAUACUAAACAACCACAAGAAAUUUGAUUCUGUAAAGAAUCCUCUUUAGCUGUGGCCUGGCAGUAUAUAUAUGGUGCUUUAUUUAACAGAAUACCUGUGGAGGAAAUAAAGCACACUUGAUGUAAAAAUAAUUGUUUUAUUUUUAUUGACAUGAUCAAUUGCUAUUCUGUGCACUUCAUUAAACUGAUUGUGAUGACUUUUCA